Molecule: messenger RNA, 2178 nt
Organism: Parathielavia appendiculata
Lineage: Eukaryota; Fungi; Ascomycota; Sordariomycetes; Sordariales; Chaetomiaceae
Product: Nop domain-containing protein
Exons: 3
Coding region: 102-1928 (608 amino acids)
Cellular component (GO): small-subunit processome; box C/D methylation guide snoRNP complex
Molecular function (GO): snoRNA binding
Source: RefSeq, a predicted model, not a curated record
GGUCUCGAAAAGUGCAAGUACCGCCGCUGUUCAGGCCGCUUUCCUACUCUUCCACCGACAACAGCAAGCGCGGCUGCGGGCACCAUCAACGAGCCGCCAUCAUGCCUCUUUUUAUUCUCACCGAGACCAGCGCCGGGUACGGCCUGUUCAAGGCUGCCGACAAGAAGCUGCUGGAUUCCGAUAAUCUUUCUGAACGUCUCUCAACCGUUGACAAGAUUGUUAAGGAAAUCAAGUACAAGGAAUUUGCCAAGUUCGACAGUGCUGCGAGUGCUCUCGAGGAAAUUGCUGGAGUGAUUGAGGGCAAAGUCACACCAAAACUCGCCAGCCUGCUCAAUGAGUUCAAGGACGAGAAGAAGGUCACCCUGGCGGUGGCCGAGAGCAAGCUGGGCAGCGCGAUCCUCAAGCUUCCCGAGCUGAACAUCAAGCCCAUCUCUGAUUCUUCCACUACCGAUCUGUUCCGAGCGAUUCGCCAGCACCUGCCAGAGCUGAUCCCCGGUAUGCUGCCAGAGAACUUUAAGGAGAUGUCUCUCGGCUUGUCGCACUCGCUCUCCCGCCACAAGCUCAAGUUCUCGCCCGACAAGGUCGAUGUCAUGAUCGUUCACGCCGUGUCUCUUCUUGACGACCUGGACAAAGAGUUGAACACAUAUGCCAUGCGGGUGAAGGAAUGGUAUGGCUGGCAUUUCCCAGAGCUGGCUAAGAUUCUGCCAGACAACCUAUCGUACGCCAAGGUUAUUGUCACUCUAGGCAUGCGCUCCAACGCUUCUCAAGCCGACCUCUCCGAGAUCCUCCCCCACGAGAUCGAGACUGCCGUCAAGGCCGCUGCCGACAUCAGCAUGGGCACCGAGAUCACGGAGGAGGACCUUGAGAACAUCAAGCUGCUUGCGGAGCAGGUCAUCAGCUAUUCCGAGUACAGGAGACAGCUUGCCGAGUACCUCGAGAACCGCAUGAAGGCAAUCUCCCCCAACAUGACGGAGCUUGUUGGUGCCCUCGUUGGAGCCCGGCUCAUAGCUCAUGCUGGCUCUCUGAUCAGCCUCGCCAAGAACCCCGGUUCCACCAUCCAGAUUCUCGGUGCUGAGAAGGCGCUCUUUCGCGCGCUCAAGACCAAGCACGCGACUCCGAAGUACGGUCUUAUCUACCAUGCUUCGCUGGUCGGUCAGGCCUCUGGCGCCAACAAGGGCAAGAUUGCUCGCCAGCUCGCUGCCAAGCUUGCUCUUGGUGUCCGCACUGACGCUCUUGCCGAAUUCGACGAUGAUGCCGACGACGAGACGCGUGCUGCUCUGGGUAUUCGUUCCAAGGCCAAGCUCGAGCACAAUUUGAGGUUACUGGAGGGCAAGCCGCUGUCAAAGGGCGUUUCGGUCGGCCCCAACGGCAUCCCGCUUGGCGCUCCCUCGAAGUGGGACAUCAAGGAGGCUCGCAAGUACAACAUCGAUGCUGAUGGCCUCAAUGGUGCGGAGGCACUGGCGACGAAGCGGCCUCUCAUUGAGGAGGUUGAUGAGGAGAUGGCUGAGCUUGAUGUCAAUGGAAAAUCCGAUGAGGAGAUGGCGGAAGCUCCGAGCAAAAAGGAGAAGAAGGACAAGAAGGAAAAGAAGGAGAAAAAGGACAAGUCCAAGAAGUCCAAAGAGGCCGAGGCUCCUACACCAGCGAAGAUCACCGAGAAGGAUUACGAGCGUCUUGCCGAUAAGGCAGGCAUGUCGGUAUCCAAGUUCACCCGCAAACUCGAGAAGGGCCAGAUCAAGAUAAACGCCGACGGGACGGUCGAGGUCCUCGGCAAGAUCCUCUCCAAGGCCCAGGAAGCCGAGGAGCAGGCGGGUGCGACGCCGGUAAAGCCCAAGAGCUCCAAGCGCAAGCACGAGCCCGAGGAGGAAGCCGAGACGCCGGCCAAGGAGGAUAAGCCCAAGAAGAAGAAGAAGAAGCACAGCAAAGAGUAGGCGGUUGCCGCUUGUGCUGAGUUCAUUCUCUUUCACUUGCUUGUCUGUAAUGAUAUACACCUUCUGGCGUACCGGCUGGUGGUUUUUGGCGUUUGGAUGGGCAAGAGGACGGCGUUCUUUGGAGGGGAUUGGUUGGUGUUGUGUAUUCGUGCCGCGCUCCAGCUUCGCGGCGAUGAAAAGAAAGGAAUGGGAGGGGAAGGGGCUAGUUGCCGGUUGCCUGCUCUCGCCGGCACGCAUUCUUAGCGUGAGG